CAUGAAUGACAUCUCUACAGUAACAAAGUAUAUUAUAAGGAGAUUUUCUGUUUAAUAAGUCAAAAAUGAGAAUGGGAUAACCUCAAGAGACUGUGACAGGCACUUAAAAAAAACAUCGCAGGAAAGAUCAGUUGACAGCGAAGGAAUGAAGUCAGCUCUGCCCACGAGCCGCUCCAGGCCACAAAUACAGGCAGGAUUCACAGUCCAUGCAUCAGAGCCAAAGGGAAAUAAGAAUUAUAAAUGGACAUCCAAAACAUUUCCAGACAUUAAUUUAAGAAUGAUGACUGACAGUCAGUCCGAAGGUGAACAGCCUUCUGCACAUGGAAAUGAACAAACUAGCUACGAUUAUGAAUAUGUCACUUCCUCCAGCCUAGAAGACUUACGGCAUUUGAAAAUUUAUCCUGCUAAGCCAAUGAUUAUGCAGUCAGUUUACGCAGAUACGCGGUGCUUACCGGCAAGACCACCCGCACGACUUCCAAACGAAGGGCAACCCUCAGGCCACAGGUCCCAAGCAGCCAUCAGACAGCAGUCAACAGUGAAUGUACAGCCCAGGACACAGUGCAGGAGCAACAAUAUGCAAAGAUGCAAGAAAAAUGUUGAUAACCACACAGGAUUUGGAGUUCAAGGCCCAGCUGUUGACAGAACUGUCAAGCCAGUUACAACUAUAAAAGCCACUUCCCAAGCUUCAGAAAAAGAAUUCGUUCUUGAUUCCAAGCAACCAGCAACACCACCCAGACCUCCUAGGAGUAUUCCCAAAGAAUUCAAAGAACUUCCUCCAGAACCAAGUCACAUGCACUGUUUCUCGGGACCUGACAAUGUCCUGCACUCUAUGAACAAGCCAUCAAUAACACAGCCUGAAAACAACGUUGGAUUAUCAAAGAGCGAACAAAGUGAGGCAAUCACACAAAAAAAUGUUACUUCUCCAGGUACUGAUUUCCGAAGGUCACGUGACAUGCUUUUACCAGUGGACAAGCAGCAAUCAUUGCCGUUUCGACCCAUUUCCAAAAGCCCACCACCAGAAAGCUCGUUACAUCAAAUAUCACAGAUACCAGAAAUGAUAUGUCACAAUCCACCCACAAGACUAAAGCCUCAGUCUAGUCCUGAUCAACAAAAACUGAAACAUUUAUCCAGACCUGCUGCAAAGGGUUUAGAAGGACAGAAAUGGUACAUUGGUGCCUGUGACCGUUAUGAAGUAGAAGAGGCUUUAAGGUUAAACAAUAAGAAUGGCACUUUCCUGGUGAGAGAUAGUUCUAAAGGAUACCCUGAUAAGCCAUAUGUGUUGGCGGUAUAUUACCGAUUUAAAGUUUACAGCAUUCAGAUACGAUAUCUAGAGGACACCAAACAGUAUGCUUUGGGCAGUGGGCUCAGAGGACAUGAUAUAUUUGAUUCAGUGCCUGAAAUUAUAAACAUCCACAAAAAUAUUCCUUUGCGUCUUAUUGAUGGAAGAGACCAAUCAGGAAGCCAAAUGGAACAAUGUACUCUAAAAUUUCCACUGAUACUGCAUUAACAGAUUGAUAGUGUCACGUGUUAAUGAUUUUUAUCCUUUGUUAUUUACAUUGUAUAGUAAAGCUGCACUAAUUUAUUUCAAUGUAAACAUUUUUAUGUACAUACUUCAGAACAUGUUCUUAUUGAAAUUUUCUAACAACCUGCACAGAUA
This is a messenger RNA of Stegostoma tigrinum, 1657 nucleotides long. Its product is annotated as cytokine-dependent hematopoietic cell linker-like. The record is from RefSeq and is a predicted model, not a curated record. Bases 146 to 1507 code for a protein of 453 amino acids. Lineage: Eukaryota; Metazoa; Chordata; Chondrichthyes; Orectolobiformes; Stegostomatidae. The transcript is spliced from 19 exons. Gene Ontology annotation, biological process: intracellular signal transduction; cell surface receptor protein tyrosine kinase signaling pathway.